GAGACAACACCCCACACCUUCCUACACACACCUUCAUCUCCUCUCUCAACUCCUCCACUUUUAGAAACCAUGAAGCUCGUUCUUGCUUCCGCUGCCACCAUGGGCGUUGCCUCGGCUUUCGUGGCGCCCUCGUCUUUCUCCGGCGCCGCCGUCGCCCCCCGCGUCUCGAAGGCGUCGACCUCGACACACAUGAGCCUCAGCGAAUACAAGGACGAGCUCGCGCAAACCGCGAAGGCGAUCGCAGGGCCAGGCAAGGGUAUCUUGGCCGUUGACGAGUCGACCGCCACCAUUGGCAAGCGGCUGGCGUCCAUCGGCGUCGACAACACGGAGGAGAACCGCCAGGCCUACAGGGGCAUGCUCUUCACCACCCCGGACCUCGGCAACUACAUCUCGGGGGCCAUCCUCUACGAGGAGACCCUCUUCCAGAACCACGCCGACGGAACCCCCUUCGUCGACUGCCUCCAGAAGAUCGGCGUCAUCCCCGGCAUCAAGGUGGACACCGGCCUCUCGCCCCUCCCCGGAGGGCACGAGGUGGAGACGUGGUGCUCGGGCCUCGACGGGCUCGUGGAGCGCGCGAAGAAGUACUACGCGCAGGGCGCCCGGUUCGCCAAGUGGCGCGCGGUGCUCCAGAUCACCUCGGACGGCGCGCCGUCUGCUCUCUCCAUCCAGGAGAACGCUUGGGGACUGGCGCGCUACGCACGCGCCGUCCAGGAGGCGGGACUCGUGCCCAUCGUUGAGCCGGAGAUCCUCAUGGACGGCGACCACAACAUGGCCACCACCGCCGCUGUGCAGGAGAAGGUCCUGGCCGCCGUGUACAAGGCUUGCUCCGACAACGGCGUCUACCUGGAAGGCUCCCUGCUCAAGCCCUCCAUGACCUGCCCCGGCGCGGACUGCACCGAGCCCGUCACCCCGGAGGAGGUGGCCGCGACCACCGUUAACGUCUUGGAGCGCCACGUGCCGGCCGCCGUCCCCGGCGUGAUGUUCCUGUCCGGCGGCAUGUCCGAGGAAGAGGCGUCGAUCAACCUCAACCUCAUGAACAGCACACCGCGCAAGGGCCCGUGGUCGCUCUCCUUCUCGUACGGCCGCGCCCUCCAGCAGUCCACCCUCAAGGCGUGGCAGGGCAAGGCCGAGAACCUCGAGGCCGCGCAGGCGCAAUUGAAGGCACGCGCGCAGGCCAACUCGGAGGCCAACCUCGGCAAGUACGUGGCGGGCUCCCAGCCGUCGGCCGACGAGACCCUCUUCGUGAAGGGCUACAAGUACUAAGCACGCACACCGCUGACGUGUGUACGUACGUACGUUCGCCACGGGCGCGUGGUUGUCGUUGCAUAGUGCAAAGAGAGGUGGGGGACACACGACAGCCAGGCGAUUGUGACGAGAAAAGGUGCAUUAUAAUUAGGCGUCGCUAAAGGCAGCGGGCUAGGUGCUACGCUUCGCCUAUCAAUCAACGGGGGGGGGGGGUGACGGCCUGUUCGUUACCAGGAAACCUGGCGCGGGCAGGGCGAGGGCGCCUGCCGACGUAACGUGUAGUAGGUGCAAGGCGUGGGGGUAGAGGACCAGGGUAGUUUUUUUCGUGUUCACCGUUUACACUUUUUAGAGAUGGGAAGAGACUGCCUUUUUUUUUCUGCUGCUUUCGCCCCCUCGCUUUACGUACGCUUCUUGUCGCAGAAAAAGACGGUAGAGGAUUGUUUACGAAGCGGGGACGACGCUCUGUGACACACGCGCGGUUUGGUUCCCUUUCCAAGCGCUUUCUUUUCCUCCUGGCGCUCCGGGUUUCUCUCGGAUGAUGGAACAUUCAACUUUUUACUAAAGAGAAGAGAAAGGUUCAGGAACCGCUGUGCGCUCAGAUUUUCACAGCCUUUUCUUGCGCUUUUGCAUUUUAUAAGCUUU
Messenger RNA from Ectocarpus siliculosus, 1887 nucleotides. NCBI's taxonomy places the organism in Eukaryota, Phaeophyceae, Ectocarpales, Ectocarpaceae. The record is from the annotation of a GenBank genome assembly.